GAAUAAGAGAAGCUCGAGCUGGUGAGGGGUAUGACUAGGACUCCUGGAGUUGGAAGAUCUUCAGCUUCACCAUCUUUGGAGGACAAGGAAGAAAAUGAAAGUGAUGAGUCCCUUGUUAGUGCCAAGGACCCUGACAGGUCUUGUGCCGCACUGAGGCUCGGGAGAGGGGGCAGAGAGGAUGCGGGAGCCAGUGGGCGGGGCCUUGGGACCCACGUCAGAGCCGCGGGAACAGCGGAAAGCUGGGAGAUCAAACAAGUACGGUGUGUGGGAACACCAGGACCCUCUAACCUCAUCUCCGCCCAGGGGACCCCACCCUCAUCCUCUCAGGGGCGCGACACGCCCAGGGAACCGGGGCCUUAGACCGAUUUCCUCCUCGUCCUCGGCACGUGUAGGACGCGAACAGGAGCAGCUGGCACAUCCGGCGUCCUCCAACCCUGAUCCAAGCAUGCAAGGUCCGCCCUGCAGCCUCCCUGCCAGGCUCAGCCUGGACGACUUCAUCCCGGCCCACCUCCGGGCCCACGUAGGGCCAUCUUCUCGGGGCACCCGGGUGCCUGUGAUCCGGAAUGGUGGCUCCAACACCCUUAAUUUCCAGUUCCAUGACCCUGCGCCCAGGACUGUGUGUAAUGGCUACAUCCCUGCAACAAGAGAUGCUCCCCGACAUCCAGACCCUGCAUGGUACCAGACCUGGCCGGGCCCUGGGAGCCGGCCCUCUGCAAGCCCAAAGAUGCCCACCUCCCAGCAUGGCCAGAACUGGUCAGCCACGUGGACCAAGGACAGCAGACAUCGGGACAAGCGCUGGGUCAAGUACGAGGGGAUCGGGCCUGUGGAUGAGAGCGGCAUGCCCAUCGCCCCCCGAUCUAGUGUUGGCAGCCCCAGGGACUGGUAUCGGAGAAUGUUUCAGCAGAUUCACCGGAAAAUGCCAGACCUGCAGCUGGACUGGACCUUCCAGGACCCACCUAGAGUGAUCUCCUACGCAUCCUCUGCAGACCCCAGGCAUCCAGGACCCCAGCAAAGAGCUGCCCCCAGGUCUGGCAUGGCCGCGGCUUCCAGAGGGAGAAGCUGGGAUCGCUCCCAAGAGCUACCUGGAAGCACCUUCAACUAUACUCCUGGGGCAGGAUCCUUGGGACUCCGGCCCCCAAAUCAGGUGCUCAGACGCCAGGAGAAAGUGGACAAUGUCUGGACAGAAGAGUCCUGGAACCAGUUUCUGCAAGAACUAGAGACUGGGCAGAAGCCCAAGAAGCCGCUGGUGGAUGAUCCUGUUGAGAAGCCCUCCCAGCCCAUUGAGGUCCUGCUGGAGAGAGAGCUGGCCAACCUGAGCGCUGAGCUGGACAAGGACCUGCGGGCCAUUGAGACCCGCCUGCCGUCCCCCAAGAGCUCACAGGUGCCUCGACGGGCCACGGAGCAGCGGACCCCGGCCCGCCCCGCCCCAGCCUGGAGCUCCGGCUCCCCGCAUGCCCCUUACCUGGGGUCCUCCCGACCCUUGAGCCCCCACAGAAUGGCGGAUGGAGGAGGAAGCCCCUUCCUAGGCCGGAGAGAUUUUGUCUACCCGUCCUCAGCCCAAGCCCAGCCCAGCCCCUCCUCCCUGACGUGGCCUGCCCAAGUCUCCUCCGCAGACCCCAGGGCUCCUGAGCAAGGUGGCAGCCCAGCCAGGAAGGAAGAGAAGAAGAGGAAGGCUGCCCGGCUCAAGUUCGACUUCCAGGCACAGUCCCCCAAGGAGCUGACUCUGCAGAAGGGCGACAUCGUCUACAUCCAUAAGGAGGUGGACAAGAACUGGCUGGAGGGGGAGCACCAUGGCCGGAGGGGCAUCUUCCCUGCUAACCACGUGGAGGUGCUGCCAGCAGAUGAGGUCCCCAAGCCCAUCAAGCCGCCCACCUACCAGGUGGUGGAGUAUGGAGAAGCCGUGGCCCAGUACACCUUCAAGGGGGAGCUGGAGGUGGAGCUGUCCUUCCGCAAGGGGGAGCGCAUCUGCCUGAUCCGCAAGGUGAACGAGAACUGGUACGAGGGGCGCAUCACUGGCACGGGGCGCCAGGGCAUCUUCCCCGCCAGCUACGUGCAGGUGUGCCGUGAGCCCCGGCUCCGUGUCUGCGACGACGGCCCCCAGCUGCCCGCGUCUCCCCGCCUGGCCCCUGCUGCCCGCCUGGCCCGGCGUCCAGGCUCCCCCUCAGCCCCGCGCAGCCCAGCCGACCCGGCCGACAGGGGGGGCCGCGCCUCCCCGCGCCGCACCGGCUUCUCUGCGCCCAGCCAGGAGCCCAGGCCCCAGAGCCAGAGUCUCAGCACCUCUAGACCAGCUCUGUUGCACCCUCCAGGCCCCAGCCAUCCCUCGGAUACCUCCUUCCCCAACACUACACAGAUCCACUGGACCCCGUACCGGGCCAUGUACCAGUACAGACCACAGAAUGAGGAUGAGCUGGAGCUGCGUGCAGGGGACCGGGUGGACGUCAUGCAGCAGUGUGAUGAUGGCUGGUUUGUGGGUGUCUCCCGGAGGACCCAGAAGUUUGGGACAUUCCCUGGAAAUUAUGUCGCCCCGGUGUGAGUGAUCUCCAUGGCAACUUGGAGCCAGCCAGGGUGGAGUGGAGAGCAGUAACACAUGGCGGGGGAGGGCCUACAUCCUCCUCCCCCAAGACCCGCGCUGCCCGCAUCUGUGGAGACCCCAGCAGCCUCUGCUCCGAGCCCCUUCUGUGCCCCCUGGACUGAUUCCCACCCGCAGCUCACAGGCAUCUGACAGCCCCCGCCCCCAGUACAGAGGUCUGCUUUGAAGUGGAGGCCGUUUCCAGGCUUUAUGGAGACCAGACCCCCGGUCCCUUCGGCCCCUCCGCCGUGCGUGCUCUCUCACAGGGACCGGCUCCCAGCUUCACCCCGUGGGGUUCCUCUAACCAGGACCAGCCUCCUGACCUUCGAGAGACCAAAGGCCUCCUGGGCCUGGAGGGCUGCCCCGCCCUCCCGCUUGCCUGCUGUCCCUUUGCCUUCUGGCCUCCAGCUGAGGUUGGGAGCCGGUGGGGACGGGACAGAUGCAGCAUCUUCGUAGCCCCCAGGGCCUCCUCUUCCCAGAGGUCACCAAGCCUGUUCCACAGGGUUCCCAGGGGGCCCGCAUUGUUGUCCCCGCCCCCCCAGAUCUCCCCCAGCAUCCCCCGCUCCUUCUGGAAGAGAACGGAAAAUAAACCUGGGUACCGGCGGCGCCUGGCCUCUGAGUCCUCCUCCA
This is a messenger RNA of Heterocephalus glaber (naked mole-rat), 3199 nucleotides long. The record is from RefSeq and is a predicted model, not a curated record. Lineage: Eukaryota; Metazoa; Chordata; Mammalia; Rodentia; Bathyergidae.